This is a messenger RNA of Mycetomoellerius zeteki, 201 nucleotides long. Its product is annotated as cytochrome c oxidase subunit 3-like. Bases 31 to 201 code for a protein of 56 amino acids. The record is from RefSeq and is a predicted model, not a curated record. The transcript is spliced from 2 exons. Gene Ontology annotation, molecular function: cytochrome-c oxidase activity. Lineage: Eukaryota; Metazoa; Arthropoda; Insecta; Hymenoptera; Formicidae. Gene Ontology annotation, cellular component: membrane.
UAAUUUUGAUUUGUUUGUUAUUAAUUUUUUAUGACUAAAUAUCAAAAUCAUCCUUUUCAUUUAGUUACUCCUAGUCCGUGGCCUAUUCGGGAUAUUUUACGAGAGGCUACUUAUCAGGGGUGUCAUUCUAUUUAUGUUAUUAAAGGAAUAAAAAUUGGAAUGAUUUUAUUUAUUGUCUCAGAAGUAGAAUAUACAGAAUAG